This is a messenger RNA of Lichtheimia ornata, 417 nucleotides long. RefSeq lists its product as uncharacterized. Bases 1 to 417 code for a protein of 138 amino acids. The record is from RefSeq and is a predicted model, not a curated record. NCBI's taxonomy places the organism in Eukaryota, Fungi, Mucoromycota, Mucoromycetes, Mucorales, Lichtheimiaceae. Gene Ontology annotation, cellular component: mitochondrial inner membrane. The transcript has 2 exons. Gene Ontology annotation, biological process: mitochondrial electron transport, cytochrome c to oxygen.
AUGCUUCGUACUGCUCUUACUGGUGCCAUUGCUCGUUCUCGCAUGACUGUCGCUCCCGUGGCUCGUCGUGCUCCAUUCGCUCUCAGCAACCGUUUCUACUCUACCGGUCACGAAGACGAGAGCUUUGAAUCCUUCACCGAACGCUAUGUCAAGUUCUUUGAUGGUGUUGAGGAUCUUUUCGAGUUGCAACGUGGUCUCAACAACUGCUUCGCCUAUGAUCUUGUCCCUGCUCCCUCUGUCAUCGAAUCAGCUUUGAAGGCAUCCCGCCGUGUCAACGACUAUGCCACCGCUGUCCGUAUCUUUGAAGGUGUCAAGGAAAAGGUUGAGAACGAGGGCCAGUACAAGCAGUACUUGGAUGAGUUGGCACCUAUCCGCCAGGAAUUGGGUAUCCAAACCAAGGAAGAACUCAACUUGUAG